AUGAGCAGCAUUGAGAAACGCCGUAUCCAGAACCGUGAAGCGCAACGUCGACACCGAUUUUCAUUAAAGGCCCGUCUCGCCGAGUUAGAAGCGGUUCAAACUUUCUUGCACCAGAAAGGAUUUAGUCUGCCAGCACAGGUAGUUGCCCACCCCGAUAUACAUGCCUCCCAGCAAUCCUUAUCGCCACCAAUCGAUGCAUUGAUUCCGCCAGAUUGGAUGGAGGGACACAACAGGCUACUUGCAUGCGACCUGGCUGUCUCUCCAGGAACGGGGGCGCCUGCUGGGUCUGUCGGACCUGUCAAUCCCGGUGAAAAUACUGCGUGGAUACAAACCCCGAUACAAGAUAGCCAUUUUGCGCCUAUUGUCUCAAAUCAACCCCUGGGAGCUGUUUCACCAGGGUGGCGUGGGGCAGCCGGACACGUAUCAGCGGGGCCCGAGUUACCCCCAUACUCUCCAACCCGUGCGAUGUACCCGUCACCUCCGAUGUCUUUAGGUGUGCCUGCACAUCAAGAGCAAAAAUUGCAAACUCAUCCACCUAUCCCUUUGACGCGGCAGUUACAUCCGACUGAGUCCCUACCUCGCCAGCAUGACCCUCCGAACAACACCUCCAUCCCAAAACAGGGCCGUAGAGGCCCCUCCCCGUUACACAUUGCGGUGUUGAACUUAAAUAUAGCUAGUGUGCAAGUGUUGUGUCAGCAUGGCGCCAACGUGCAUGCGCUUGACGAGCAUGGACGCACACCACUGCACCUGUGUGCGGAUUUUCCAGUGCAGCACGGUGAAAUAGCUUCGGAGAUAACAUCCCUGUUAGUAUCAUAUGGCGCGUCUCCCGAGGCACGAGAUGAAGAUGGCGAAACAAGUAUGCAGCGAGCGGCACGAGUGGGAAACUACAUGAUGAUUUCCACAUUGGCAGGUCUCGGCGCAGAUGUGAAUUUCCAAUGA
Molecule: messenger RNA, 939 nt
Organism: Penicillium vulpinum
Lineage: Eukaryota; Fungi; Ascomycota; Eurotiomycetes; Eurotiales; Aspergillaceae
Exons: 2
Coding region: 1-939 (312 amino acids)
Biological process (GO): positive regulation of transcription by RNA polymerase II
Cellular component (GO): nucleus
Molecular function (GO): DNA-binding transcription factor activity; transcription cis-regulatory region binding; protein binding
Source: RefSeq, a predicted model, not a curated record